Messenger RNA from Chrysochloris asiatica (Cape golden mole), 1728 nucleotides. It is a transcript of the gene OGFR, whose product is annotated as opioid growth factor receptor. Gene Ontology annotation, cellular component: membrane. The transcript has 8 exons. The record is from RefSeq and is a predicted model, not a curated record. NCBI's taxonomy places the organism in Eukaryota, Metazoa, Chordata, Mammalia, Afrosoricida, Chrysochloridae. Gene Ontology annotation, molecular function: opioid growth factor receptor activity. Bases 1 to 1728 code for a protein of 575 amino acids.
AUGGACGAUCCGAACUGCGACUCCACCUGGGAGGAGGACGAGGAGGACGCAGAAGAAGACGCCGAAUGCCCAAAGCCGGGGAUCGACUUGGACGGGGACGCGCUGGGGGACGUGGACGAGGAGGACGAUGACGAAGACGACGACGAGGAGGAGCCGCCGCGAGCCGUGCGGCCCAGCGCCCUCCAGCUUAGGCCGCCCACACUGCCUGCUGUGGCUGAUGACCGGCAGCCUGCACCCCUCACUCUGGCCUUCAAGCCCCCCAACCUGCUCCCACUGGUCUUCCUGGCCAGGAUGCUGGGGUCCCGAAACUGGCGGGCCAUGCAGGACAUGCGCAGGUACCGGCACCACUACCCGCUGUCAGGAUGCCCCACGAGCAGGGAAGCUCUGAUGAGGUCCCACAGCCCCACCUCUCUGGCCCUACAGGAUCUGAUAGAACGAGACUGCAAUGGAGACAUGCCCAACCUGAGCUUCUACAAAAACGAGGUCCGCUUCCUGCCAAACGGCUGCUUCAUUGAGGAGAUUCUUCAGGACUGGAAGGACAACUAUGACCUCCUGGAAGACAAUCACUCCUACAUUCAGUGGCUGUUUCCUCUGCGGGAGCCGGGAGUGAACUGGCAUGCCAAGCCCCUCACACUGAAGGAGGUGGAGGCCUUUAAGAGUUGCCCGGAGGCCAUGGGACGCUUCCUCCAGGCCUAUGAGCUCAUGCUGGGCUUCUACGGGGUGGAGCUGGAGGACCGAGAUACAGGCGCUGUGUGCCGCGCACAAAACUAUCAGAAACGCUUCCAGAACCUGAACUGGCACAGCCACAACAACCUGCGCAUCACACGCAUCCUCAAGUCUCUGGGCGAACUGGGGCUGGAGCAGUACCAGGCGCCGCUGGCGCGCUUCUUCCUGGAGGAGACACUGGUGCGGCGGCAGCUGCCGGGUGUGAGACAGAGCGCGCUGGACUACUUCGUGUUUGCAGUGCGCUGCCGUCGCCAGCGCCGCGCACUCUUACGCUUCGCCUGGGAGCACUUCCGGCCACGCAGCAAGUUUGUCUGGGCUCCCCUAGACAAGCUGCAGAGGCUCCGUCCACACGAGGAUGACAGCCCUAGGCGCCCCCUGGAUAAGACCAACACCCAGGGUCGGACCUGUGGGCCAGGUGGGGAGGAGGGUGACAGCAGUGUAUCCCAAGAGGUGGGAUCCCCCGAAAGAGACCCAGGAAAUGCGGCCUGCCUUGAGCAGGGCCUUGAACCCUCCAGCCCUAAAGAGAGCAAGAAAAGGAAAUUGGAGGUGAACCGAGAGCAGGCCCGGGGGGAGCGAGGCCCGCAGAGCGCUUCAGAGGUGGAGAAGAUCGCACAGAACCUGGAAGGCUGUGCCCUCAGCCAGACCAGCCUCAGGGUGGCCACCGAGGAUGAGGGCAGUCAAGACCCAGAAGAAGACGAACAGCCCUGUCCCCAGCCCACGGAAGCCAAGGUGGCCGAUGAGGUCAGGAAGCGACGGAAGGUGGACGAGGGGGUGGAGGAGAGGUCAGCCACUAGUGAUGAGGCCCAGACGCCGACCCCCACAGGGCCCCCCACUGCAUCGGAGGGACCAGAGGACGGGAGAGGCUUCUGUAAAGAACCAACAGGCGAGGAGCAGGGUGCUCCAGGGAGCCCCACAGAAGACCCAGUGGAGACCACCACUGGACCCCCUGUAGAUGAAGGGGCAGUGGAGGCCGGACCCUCAGCCAUACCUGCAGAGCCAUAG